Messenger RNA from Malania oleifera, 745 nucleotides. Its product is annotated as putative phytosulfokines 6. Lineage: Eukaryota; Viridiplantae; Streptophyta; Magnoliopsida; Santalales; Ximeniaceae. Gene Ontology annotation, molecular function: growth factor activity. Gene Ontology annotation, cellular component: extracellular region. Bases 158 to 487 code for a protein of 109 amino acids. Gene Ontology annotation, biological process: cell population proliferation. The record is from RefSeq and is a predicted model, not a curated record. The transcript is spliced from 3 exons.
GCUACGCAUUUAUCUCGUGACUUACUGUGGCCCUAGCUAGUUUUCACUUCCAUGUAUUUAUAUUCCAGCAUCCAUUCCCCAUUCUUCACCCCUGUAUACACCCUCUCUCUCUCUCUCUCUCUCUCUCUCUCUCAGCUGUGUAUUUGAAGGUGAAGCAAUGAAGCAAUAUCAAUUUCGUCCUCUUAUUCUCUUUCUAUUCCUAAUUAUUUCAGCUGGAAAAACAUCAGCCCGUUUCCCACCAACCAAACAAACAGGGUCAGAGGGGGUGAAGCUCAACGAAACAACCGGUGGAAAUUCUGAUCAUGUAGAGAUUGAAGACAACGAUUCUUCAGGGUUGCAGCAGCUGAUGGGAGGGGAGGAAGAUUGUGGGAGUGGAGAUGAGGAAUGCUUGAAGAGAAGGGUUGUGGCAGAGGCUCACUUGGACUACAUCUACACCCAGGGACGUCGUAAACCCACAAGGACUCCUACUACUACUACUUCCCCUUAGAUAUAUUGCAUGCACACUUCCCAGCUGGGUUCCAUCUUCAACUCAACCUAUCCCUAUAAUAUUAUAUAUAUAUAUAUAUAUAUAUGCUAUGCUUGUCUCGAUCUGCACGUUUUCUUAACCAUCUACUAUAGUACUACUACUAACGUAUAGUUUGAUCGAAUACUUCCAUUAGCUUGCAACUUGGGUGUGCAUUAAUUGUCUCUCUCUCUAUAUAUAUAUACACACAUACAACCGUGUGCGUUACAUUUGACUCUUAAA